Diaporthe amygdali is the source of this 3282-nucleotide messenger RNA. RefSeq lists its product as uncharacterized. The transcript is spliced from 4 exons. Bases 1 to 3282 code for a protein of 1093 amino acids. Gene Ontology annotation, molecular function: RNA binding; protein binding. The record is from RefSeq and is a predicted model, not a curated record. Lineage: Eukaryota; Fungi; Ascomycota; Sordariomycetes; Diaporthales; Diaporthaceae.
AUGUAUUGCAAUUCAUCGGGCCUCCCGCAGAUUGUGACACAUUGUUUGUGCUACGCGGCCGUUACACCGUGCUUCCCACUAUCACAUCACUCGCAAGCGAUCCGUUCACAAUUGCAUGCCCGACAAUGGCUGACCGAGGCCGUGGGAGAGGACGUGGACGCGGGGAUGGAGCCGCCCGCGGCGGUCCAAGCCGAGGAGGCGCAUUCCCGCCCGGCCGUGGAGGAGGAGACCGUGGCCGAGGCGCUGGCGAUCGAGGUGGACGCGGCGGAUUCCGUGGCGGCAGUGACCGUGGUGGUGGAGAUCGCGGAGCGUUUCGUGGAGGAGGUGAUCGCGGCCGAGGUGGCGGUGAUCGAGGUGGACGCGGUGGACGCGGUGGCGGACGGCCGCCUGCUCAGGUCUACACCCCUCGCACUGGAGGAACUCCCGCCCCUGAUGCCCAGCUCGUUGAACCUCGAGGGGUCCAAUGUCAUGCCAGCCCGACCUGGCUACGGCACUGAGGGCCAGCCCAUCACCGUCUACGCUAACUAUGUCCAGCUGAUUCCCAGAUCUGACCUAACGCUUUACUCUUACGAUGUUUCUGAAAUCAAACCCGACGUUGUUGGAAAGAAACGCACACAGGUCAUCCGUCUUUUGAUCAACGAGUCACCAGAGCUGGCCGGCUGCCGAGGAGACAUGGUCACCGACUUCAAGUCCACCCUCAUCUCCGCAAAGCAGUUGGACGUGCAAGAAAAUGAGAGUGUCAUCGAUGUCACAUACAAGGCUGAGAGGGAAGAUGAUCCCAAGGAGCGUGCCCCACAGUAUAAGGUCACGGUCAAGUACACCAAAACCCUGACUGUUGGCGACUUAGUGUCUUUUCUCUCCUCCACGAACCCGGCUGUUCAGUAUGACAGCAAAUUGGAAAUGAUUCAAGCCCUCAACAUCUUCCUCAAGCAUUGGGCCAAGUCGGUAAAUAACGUCGCAACGAUUGGAGCAAGCAAGACCUUCUCAAUGAGUGGAGACGCUGAUACAUUUGACCUUGGAAGAGGUCUCACUGCUCUUCGUGGCUUCUUUACAAGCGUUCGAGCUGCCACCAAUCGAAUUCUCGUCAAUGUUAACGUCAGCCACGGCGCCUUCUACAAUGAGGGAAGGCUGACGAAUUUGAUGACGGCGUAUGGCCUUCGGUACGAUCUCAGCGGACUGCGUUCUCUUGAGAGAUUCCUCAAGACUGUUCGUGUCAGAGCGACGCACCUGAAAGAGAAGACGAAUAGAAAGGGAGAAGUCAUCUACCGGCCCAAGACUAUCUUCGGGCUUGCUAAGAAAUCCGAUGGCCAGGGACCAAAUCGACCAAGGGUUAGAGAAUUCGGUGCUGGACCGAAGCACGUGGAGUUUUGGCUCGAGGACAGGGCCACAUCAACAACACCCUCGGCCUCUACCCCAGGUGCUGAGCCAUCUCAAUCCUCAUCCAAGAAGAAGGGGAAGGGCAAAGGCGCGAAGAGCAAAGCGGCAGCACCCACGACAGCUGGGCCCCAGCCUGCUUCUGCCGGCGCUGGCCGCUACGUCAGCGUUUACGACCAUUUCAAGAACACGUACAAUAUUGAUUGUGCAGACGAUUGGCCUGUCAUCAAUGUUGGCUCAGACAAGAAUCCCUCCUACUUGCCUGCUGAAGUUUGUGUUGUGCUGCCUGGCCAGAGCGCCAUGACGAAGCUCAGCGGCGACCAGACCAGGAACAUGAUCAGGUUCGCUGUACGCGGGCCGUGGCUCAACGCAGAGUCUAUCGUCAAUGAUGGCUUGCUCACGGGCGGUCUGUCUACACAGAGCAAUCCACUCCUUGCACAAUUCGGUAUCAAUGCUGGCCAGAACCUGAUUACCGUCCCAGCUCGUGUAAUGCAAGAGCCUAAGGUCUACUACAAGAAUAAUAAGCCUGUAAAUGUCGCUUUUGGCAGCUGGAACAUGGAAAAUGUCAUGUUCAACAAGCCUGGGAAUCUGAAAACAUGGUCCUGGGUUGCUAUUCGAGAUGCGAGGCGCCCUAACUUUACCAUGCAGGACCUCACAGCCACUGUCAGCAGGUUCACUACAUCGCUGAGCAAGAAUGGCGUGACGGUUCAGCAACAAGCGCUUGGUGGCCGGGAAAUAGAACUCAAAUCCUCCAGCGACCCGGCAUUGGAGAAGUUGUUCCAGGAUGCCUCAGCUAAGCUUGAUCUUCUUCUCGUCAUCCUCCCCGGCAGAGACAAGAGCGACAACACAGAACUGUACAGCUACGUCAAGACCCUCGGUGAUACGAAGUACGGCAUUCAUACCAUUUGUGUCGUGGGGUCCAAGUUCACUGGUGGAAGAGGAGAGGACCAAUAUUUCGCGAAUGUCGCUCUCAAGUUUAACCUCAAGCUUGGUGGCAACAACCAGAUGGUAGAGCCUUCCCGUCUCUCCUUCAUCAAUGAGGACAAGACCAUGGUUGUGGGCAUCGAUGUCACGCAUCCCUCUCCUGGCUCCUCAUCUCACGCACCGUCUGUUGCCGGCUUAGUGGCCUGUCCGGACAAGCAUCUCAGUCAGUGGCCUGGCGUCCUCAGCAUCCAAACUGAGGCCCGUCAGGAGAUGGUGUCCGACCUGACCCCGAUGAUGAAGACCGCUCUUGGCAACUGGAUCAAACUCGGAAAGCAUACGGCUCUCCCAGAGAACAUCCUCAUCUAUCGCGAUGGUGUCUCGGAGGGCCAGUACCAGACAGUCUACGACGAGGAGAUCCCACUCAUGCGAAAGGCAUUUGCAGAGAUUUACCCUGCAGAUCUGACCAAGAAGAACCUGCCCCGGCUGACCGUUAUCAUCGUCGGCAAGCGCCAUCACACACGCUUCUACCCAAGCCAGGCCAAGGACAUGGACCGCGGCGGCAACUGCAAGCCCGGCACGAUCGUCGACCGCGGCGUCACAGAGGAGGGCAUGUGGGACUUCUACCUGCAGUCGCAUGCGGUAAUCCAGGGCACCGGACGGCCGGCGCACUACGUCGUGGUGCUGGACGAGAUCUUCCGCGAGCGGGCCAGGCGACUCAAGACCACCAAGCCGCAAGAGUCGCCCGCCAGCGAGCUCGAGAGGAUGACGCAGGCCCUGUGCUACACCUACUCGCGUGCCACCAAGGCAGUGAGCAUCUGCACGCCGGCGUACCAUGCCGACAUUCUGUGCGAGCGCGCACGCCGGUACUUGGCGGAUCUGUUUGAGGGCAGCUCGGAUGAUGCGAGCAGUGUUGCUGGAGCGAGCAGUGUCGCGGCGACUGUGAAGGUCCACCCGAAAUUGGAGAACACCAUGUUCUACAUCUGA